Messenger RNA from Alternaria arbusti, 444 nucleotides. RefSeq lists its product as uncharacterized. Lineage: Eukaryota; Fungi; Ascomycota; Dothideomycetes; Pleosporales; Pleosporaceae. The record is from RefSeq and is a predicted model, not a curated record. Gene Ontology annotation, molecular function: hydrolase activity. The transcript has 2 exons. Bases 1 to 444 code for a protein of 147 amino acids.
AUGAAGUUCCAAAGAUCACUACCAUAUCUCCUGGGCUUCAGCACCGCGGCCUCGGCGCUACCCCAAAGUCUGUCCGAAAGACAUGCAGGCGCAGCUACAAGAGCAACCGUACCAACAAUCUGGAUUGCAGGCGACUCUACGACCGCGCCGGAUGGCGGUCACAACGGUACGGAAGGCUGGGGCCAAUAUCUCCAAUACUCUUUCGGCGCCAACGCGAAAGUAAACAACUCCGCUUAUGCCGGACGAUCCGCGCGCUCGUUCACACGCGAAGGGCGUUUCGACAGAAUAGCCAAAGCCCUCCAACCCGGCGACUGGGUCAUAAUCGAGUUCGGCAUCAAUGACGCCGGCACGCUUCAAAAUGGGUCCACAAGCUCAACAGGAGAUAAAGGUCGACCGUCAUGCCCUGGUGUAGGCGAUGAGACAUGUGAAGUGACUUUCAAGUAA